Varanus komodoensis (Komodo dragon) is the source of this 876-nucleotide messenger RNA. RefSeq names its product olfactory receptor 2T4-like. NCBI's taxonomy places the organism in Eukaryota, Metazoa, Chordata, Lepidosauria, Squamata, Varanidae. Gene Ontology annotation, cellular component: membrane. The record is from RefSeq and is a predicted model, not a curated record. Gene Ontology annotation, biological process: G protein-coupled receptor signaling pathway. Gene Ontology annotation, molecular function: olfactory receptor activity; G protein-coupled receptor activity. The transcript has a single exon. The coding region runs from base 1 to 876 and encodes 291 amino acids.
AUGAAUGGAAAGUCAUGGAAUGAGUUCAUCCCGCUGGGACUUCUGAACCACAUGAGGACACACACCUUUUUCUUCGGUGUCAUUGUGCUCGCCUUCCUUAUUGUUUUGUCUGGAAACUGCCUUUUCCUUUUUGCGAUCCAGAUGGGUUCUAAUUUUCACAUCCCCAUGUACUUUUUUCUCAGCCAGCUUUCGUUCAUGGACAUUUGUCAAAUAUCCAGCAUCAUUCCCAAAAUGUCGGUGGAUUUCUUAAUGAAAAAUGGCAGGAUUACACUGGCAGGGUGUGGGACUCAGAUUUUUUUCACAGUGACCAUGGGAGGAGCAGAGAGCCUCCUGCUGACCGUCAUGGCCUGGGACAGGUUUGUGGCCAUUUGCAAGCCUUUGCAAUAUCCGCUCCUCAUGAGCAGGAGGACCUGCCUGGUGCUGUCAGGAGGAGUGUGGCUCAGUGCUUCUUUCCAUGCGUCAAUGCACACCAUUUACAUGCUCCAACUACCCUUCUGUGAGUCAAACAGGAUCGAUCAGUUCUUCUGCACCAUCCUUGCUCUGCUGAACCUGUCCUGCUCUGACGUAUCCGCAUACCAAACGGGAAUGUUUUUUGGUGGCGUUGUAAUGCUCUUCAGUCCACUCUCCAUCAUCCUGGCCUCCUACAUGUCCAGCCUUUUUACCGUCCUGGGAAUGCAGUCUGUGGAAGGAAGGCACAAGGCAUGGGGAACGUGCCUGUCCCACCUCUGUGUGGUAGCGAUCUUCUAUGGGGCAGCCAGUUUUCAGUAUAUGAGACCCAGAUCUUACCGAACGCCGCAACAGGAUAAGAUGGUCUCCGUGUGCUGCAGCAUUGUGCUCCCCGUGCUGAACCCCCUCAUAUAUAGCCUGAGGAACUGA